Molecule: messenger RNA, 2854 nt
Organism: Phascolarctos cinereus (koala)
Lineage: Eukaryota; Metazoa; Chordata; Mammalia; Diprotodontia; Phascolarctidae
Gene: FGA
Product: fibrinogen alpha chain
Biological process (GO): platelet activation; blood coagulation, common pathway; platelet aggregation
Cellular component (GO): fibrinogen complex
Molecular function (GO): signaling receptor binding; protein-macromolecule adaptor activity; extracellular matrix structural constituent
Source: RefSeq, a predicted model, not a curated record
GCAGUGUAAGUCAUCCUUCUACAGAAGUUCUUUGCUAUUCAUUCCCACCCCCUGAGAAGAUGCUUCCAGGGAGGAUCUUCUGCCUGGUCCUGUGUGUAGUGGGCACUGCCUGGGCAACUAAAGACGAAGGAAGCUUCCUAGCUGAAGGAGGAGGUGUUCGGGGUCCCAGAGUUGUGGAACGCGUCUCCUCCUCCUGCAAAGAAGGUGACUGGCCCUUCUGUUCUGAUGAAGAUUGGACAUAUAAGUGCCCUUCUGGAUGCAGGAUGAAGGGACUGAUUGAUGAAACCAAUGAAGAUUUCACUAAUAGAAUCACCAAGAUCAGAAAUUUGUUGUUUGAUUAUCAAAGGAACAAUAAAGAUUCUAGCUCAGUGACCAGGACCAUCAUGGAGGUUCUGAGAGGGGACACAGCCAACGACUAUAAUAAUGAUAAUGCGUUUAGCCAAGUGUCCGAUGAUCUGAGGAGAAGAAUUGAAACCUUGAAGCGCAAAGUGACUGAACAAGUACAAAAAAUCGUUUCUCUGCAGAACGAUAUCCGUAAUCAGCUGGUGGAGAUGAAGCGACUUGAGGUGGACAUUGACAUCAAGAUCCGAUCCUGCAAAGGGUCAUGUAGUAGAUCGUUAGCACGUGAACUCAACAUAAAGAGCUAUGAAGAGGAACAGAAGCAACUUGAGCAGGUGGCAGCCAUCAACUUAUACCCCAGCAGAGAGGUCCAAUACUUGCCCAACUUGAAAAUGCAGAUUGCAAAAGAUCUGAUUCCCGGGAAGUUCAAAAGCCAGCUUCAGGAAGCCCCAGAGUGGAAAGCAUUAAUGGAAAUGAAACAGAUGGAAAUGGUGUUGGAGACACCAGGCAGAGAUAGGAAUUCCCCAGCAGGUGCCUCACCUUCUGGAACAGGCUCGGAGCCUGGAAGCACCAGACCUGGAAACUAUAGACCAGAAAGUCCUGGGAGUGGAAUUUCUGGAACCCAGAAUUUUGGAGGCACUGAAUCACGGUACAUAGAGAACUCUGGAUCUGGGAGCUUCAGGCCUGACAGCCCAGGGCAUGGGAGCUAUGGAUCUGGGAGCUUCAGGCCUGACAUCUCAGGGCGUGGGAACUAUGGAUCUGGGGACUCCCGGCCUGACAUCUCAGGGCGUGGGAACUAUGGAUCUGGCGACUCCAGGCCUGAUAGCUCAGGGCGUGGGAGCUCUAGGCCUGCCAACCCAGAUUGGGGUCAUCAGGAUUGGAGCAGAUAUGACGAAUCAUCAGCAAGUGGGAGCUCAAGUAGAGGCGGAGGUUUCCAGACCAGCAAACUUAUUUCUGGAGGAGAUAAAGAGUUUGUAGUGAGUAAAGAAAAGGCCGUAUCUGGUGCCACCACCACACGCCGUUCAUGUUCCAAAACUAUCACCAAGACUGUUGUGGGUCCUGAUGGCAGAAAGGAAGUGACCAAAGAAGUGGUCAACUCAGAAGAUGGUGCCGAUUGUGGUGACAUACCAGAUUUUAAUUUUGAGCAUCCUGAGAGCGGCUCAUUAUCUUUCACAGGCAUAGGUAGCCUAGAUGAAUUCCAUCGUCUACAUCCUGAACAUGCUAAAUUCUUCAGCACUGGAUCAACUGGAUUCCACAGUUCAAGCAACCGAGGGGAUUCUAGCUAUGCCUCAGAGACAUCCCCAGAAUCCGGCAGUAAGGUUUCAGCAUCACAUCUGGAUGAUGAAGACACUGAUGACUUAAGCUCAUUUCACUUUGGGGAGCCUGUCUUUUCCCCUGCAAGUGAAGGGAGUGUUAGUCACAGAACAGUAGUAUCCAGUAGCAAGACUUUCAGCAAAGGAAGCAAGAGCUUGAAAAUGGCAGAUGAAGCUGAUGGGGAGAUCCACAGAGAGGAAAGCACAUUCAUCAAAGCCCGUAGUAGCAAAGGAAGUCAUAGUAGAACCCGCAGUGCCCGAGACUGUGAUGAUGUCCUGCAAAUACACCCUUCAGGUGCCCCAAGUGGUCUUUUCAGUAUCAAGCCAGCAGGAUCCAGUAAGUUUAUUUCUGUGUACUGUGACCAAGAGACCAGUUUGGGAGGAUGGCUUUUGAUCCAGCAGAGAAGUGAUGGAUCAUUGAAUUUUAACCGGACAUGGAGAGACUACAAGAGAGGUUUCGGCAAGGUCAAUGGCAAAGGGGAAGGAGAAUUCUGGCUAGGUAAUGAAUACCUCCACUUGCUCACUCAGAGGGAGUCUGUCCUUCGAGUAGAAUUGGAGGACUGGGAUGGGAAUGAAGUAUAUGCUGAGUAUAAUGUUCGUGUCGGAUCCGAGGCAGAAGGGUAUGUCCUACGGAUUUCCUCCUAUGGGGGAACUGCUGGGGAUGCCCUGAUCGAAGGUUCUGUGGAGGAAGGAACUGAGUACACAUCUCAUGCCAACAUGCAAUUCAGCACCUUCGAUCAGGACAAUGACCAGUGGGAGGAGAAUUGUGCCGAAAUGUAUGGAGGUGGCUGGUGGUACAACAACUGUCAGGGGGCCAAUCUAAAUGGUAUUUACUACCCGGGAGGGUCUUAUGACCCAAGGGACAACAGUCCUUAUGAGAUUGAGAAUGGAGUAGUCUGGAUCCCCUUCCGAGGUUCUGACUAUUCCCUCAGGACUGUUCGCAUGAAAAUCAGGCCUCUCGAGACCCAGUGGCCAGAAUAGAAGGAAAAAAAAAAAGACUCUUUUGUUGAUCUGUUGGCUUGUGUUGUGGAGUUGAAAAAGAAGAAGGCAGAUGGAAGGAGGAGUUAGGGGGAAUAGGUCUUUAUGAGUCCCAACACACCCCAGGUGCUAUUUGAUUUCCCUUUGUACUGUAGCUAAAUGCAACUGAGAUAUAUUUGUACUUCUAAAAAUAAAUUUCUAUGAUUUUUUCAUCUCUAAAAUAA